Nymphaea colorata (pocket water lily) is the source of this 1675-nucleotide messenger RNA. Its product is annotated as auxin-responsive protein IAA2-like. The record is from RefSeq and is a predicted model, not a curated record. Gene Ontology annotation, cellular component: nucleus. The transcript has 5 exons. Lineage: Eukaryota; Viridiplantae; Streptophyta; Magnoliopsida; Nymphaeales; Nymphaeaceae. Bases 368 to 1384 code for a protein of 338 amino acids. Gene Ontology annotation, biological process: regulation of DNA-templated transcription. Gene Ontology annotation, molecular function: protein binding.
GCUACGCUGUCUGUGCAUAUUUAGGGGAACCCCAACCUCACCUUGCGUGUUCUACUUUCACUCCUCACUCCUCUGUCUUGUCCCAUUUUUCUCCUCCACGACUCUCUCUCUCUCUCUCUCUGUCUCUCUUCUCUGCUUUGUUUGACAUUUCCUCACAGACCAGCCCUUCGGUUUAAUCUCUCAGCCUGUCAUUUCCGUGGAGGUUGGCCGGCAUUUCGGCUUAAUUGACAGACUUCGUGGUGGUCUCAGCGCUGCCAACUUGGAGAAAUCCCUUCUUUCUUUCUGUUUCCUCUCGUGUUCUUCAGUUAUCAAAAAAUUUCUUCAGUUUCAGGCCCUUUUGGCAUGUGGGUAGGAGUUUGAUAAGGAAAUGGAAAGAGAAAAUGGUGUCGAUGAGAAGAGUGGAAGGACUUUGUUCGAGUUGGUUCCAGGUGAGAAAGAGGGGCCGAAGGCGGGGAAGAAGCUUGAGGGGUUUAGGGGUUUGGAGGAGAAGGACCUCGGGCCGAGGACUAGAGAGACAGAGCUGAGGUUGGGCCUCCCUGGGGACUGGGUAGAGAGAGAAACCCAUCUUUCUGAUCACCAAUCCCUUGAAGACAUCUCUAAGCUCCCAAAGGGCGCUAACUCUGUAGGUGCAAAAAGGGUGUUUUCAGACACGCUGGAUGGUUUCUCAACCAAGCAAGAGAGCUUCCAGAACAAGUCUGGGUGUUUCCCUCCAUGGUCAUCACCAACGCCACCUGCUCCUGCAUCUUCCGUGUUGCCCAAUAACCAACCUACCUUUCUUUCAUUUACAACCAACCAUGGUGUGCAGAACAUAAUGAAGGAGCCAGCUUCGAAUGUCACAAAGCAAGAACAGAGCAGGGCCGUAGUCGGUUGGCCACCUUUGAGAUCAUUCAGGAAGAAUUUUGCUGCUAGCUCCUCUAAACCCCCACCAGAAAAACAGAGCACUGCAGAUCCCAUCAAUGGAAGGAACACAGAGGUUCCUAAGAGCGGGCUAUUUGUGAAGAUAAACAUGGACGGGGUGCCUAUUGGGAGGAAGGUUGAUCUUAAUGCUUAUGACAGUUACGGCAAGCUCGCCGUCGCCGUUGAUGAACUAUUCCGAGGCCUUCUUGCAGCUCAAAGAAAUCUCGCAGAUGGAAGCCAUGGCGGUAGUAAAGAAGAGAAGCCCAUUACAGGGUUGUUGGACGGCAGCGGAGAAUAUACCCUGGUUUAUGAAGACAAUGAAGGUGAUCGGAUGCUGGUUGGUGAUGUGCCAUGGAGGAUGUUUGUGAGCUGUGUCAAGAGGUUGCGUGUUAUGAAGAGCUCCGAUUUAUCCAGUCUGCGCGGCGCUUCUGGAAGCGGGGCAGAAGCAAAGUGCAGAGGGGCGGUGGACUCGACUGCCAAGUGUUGAAAGCCAGCGUCUCCUUCUCAAAGUUGUCUCUUCUGAUCUUUUUUUUCUCACCCACUCUCCCUCUCCGUGUCUGGAAAGCCGAGUGCUCUCGGGCUCUUUCUCUCUCUCUCUCGCGCACACACACACACACGCAUUUGCUCACUUUAAUCUUUUAUCUUUAAGCCUUGUAAGAUGAAGGAAAGUGGCUUCUCAGUGUGAAAUUUUUCUUCUUUUCUCUUUCUGCCAUGUGUGUCUGAAACAGAAAAUAUAUUGAGCAAUUACUAAUGUCGAUCACUUCUUAUAGAAUUCCAA